CCCUCCCUCCCCACAAUCCCUCUAACGACCCCCCGCCCCCGAGCUCGCGAAUCACCCGAAGCCGCCGCCAUGGGCGACUACGGCAACGCGAUGAUGCGGAACCAGGAUGCGGGCGUGCAGACCCGUGUGAAGGCGCAGAGCCGCGCCAACCUCCUCCAGCUCAAGCUCAUCGGGCAGAGCCAUCCGACGGGGCUGACGACGAACCUGCUGAAGCUGUUCGAGCCACGGCCUCCGCUCGAGCACAAGCCGCCGCUCGAGAAGCGCAAGUUGCCAGCUUACACUGGGAUGUCGCAGUUUGUAUCGCGGUUCGCGGAGCCUGGUGACCCGGAGUAUGCUCCGCCUGUCCCCACGUGCGAGACUAGGGCUGAAAAAAAGGAUAGAAUCCGCCAACUUAAGCUUGAGGAAGGUGCAGCUAAGGUUGCUGAAGAGCUCCAGAAGUAUGACCCACAAAAUGACCCCAAUGUCACUGGAGAUCCAUACAAAACACUCUUUGUUGCACGACUUGGCUACGAGACAUCCGAGCAGAAGGUUAAAAGGGACUUUGAAGCUUAUGGGCCUAUUAAAAGGGUACGACUCAUAACUGACCAGGUAACAAAUAAGCCUAGAGGAUAUGCAUUCGUAGAGUAUGCGCACACUCGGGACAUGAAAAGUGCUUACAAGCAAGCUGACGGGAGAAAAGUGGAUAACAAAAGGGUGCUUGUUGACGUAGAGCGUGGUAGAACUGUUCCAAAUUGGCGUCCUAGGAGAUUGGGUGGUGGACUUGGAUCAAGCAGGAUUGGUGGUGAAGAUGCUGCCCAGAAGCAUUCUGCUAGAGAGCAACAGAACGCUGCUGGGCGCCCCAGAUCAGAAGAGCCUAGGAGGGAUGAUCGUUCUGCAGAUCGGGAUCGCGAGAAAUCUCGUGAUAGGGUACGGGAAAGAGAUCGUGACGAGAAAACUCGUGAACGCUCGCAUGACAGGGCUCGUGAUCGUGAUCCAAGGGAAGAUAGACACCACCAUAGAGAUCGUGAGAGAACUCGUGAUAGGGAUCGAGAAAGGGACCAGGAGAGAGACCGUGGGCGUGACCGCCGUGAUAGGGAUAGGCACAAGGAUCAUGGCCGGGAUAGAGACCAGGACAGAGACAGGAAACGUGAGCGCUCUCAUGGCAGAGGCAGGGACCGUGACAGAGAUUACGAGCGUGCAAGUCACGAACAGGACCCUGGCAGGGACCGAGAUUACAAGCGUGCGCGCCAUGAACAUGAACGUGGUCACUUGCAGGCGAGUGAUGCUGAUUAUGGUAAUGGUGAGCCUGGCUAUAACCAGCAUGAGCACCACAGAAGUCAUGAACAGUAUGGUUAUGGCCUAGAUGGACAUGAUCGCUCAAAGCGACAUGAGCAUUACCGUGAUGAUUCACACAGUAAAAUGGCAACCAACCAUCAGGGGCAACCUGAAAAUGCAGAACCUGCAGUCCCCGAGGAGGGGGAGGCAUAUGAAGAAGGGGACUACCAGCAUAUCCAAGCGGGUGAAUACAGGAACUAAAAACUUGAAAGCUGUGUGGUAAGGCUUAUUAAUGCAGUAAAAAUAUUUGCAUCAGUUUUGCUGUUCCCAGUGGUUCUCUCGUUGCUUAGGGAGGCAGAAGCUUUUUCUUGUUGGCACUUCCAGUGUUAGCCUACUUGUUUUGGUGUGUUUUGUUUGUUGUAUGUUAUUUGUAAUAAUUUGCUGGAUAAUGCUUGUGGUUUGUAUGUGAUUUUGAAGCCAAUGGCCAAUCAAUGUGAACUUGUUACUUGCCUAA
Messenger RNA from Hordeum vulgare subsp. vulgare (domesticated barley), 1768 nucleotides. RefSeq names its product U1 small nuclear ribonucleoprotein 70 kDa-like. NCBI's taxonomy places the organism in Eukaryota, Viridiplantae, Streptophyta, Magnoliopsida, Poales, Poaceae. Gene Ontology annotation, molecular function: U1 snRNA binding; mRNA binding. The record is from RefSeq and is a predicted model, not a curated record. Gene Ontology annotation, cellular component: U1 snRNP; precatalytic spliceosome; U2-type prespliceosome. Gene Ontology annotation, biological process: mRNA splicing, via spliceosome. The coding region runs from base 70 to 1515 and encodes 481 amino acids. The transcript has 10 exons.